GACUACAACCGGUGCGUGGGGGAAUUUGGAUCAGGUCCCCAUUGCCUUUGUGGCCUGGUUUCGGGGUUUAGAAUUUCUCUCUGGUUCUCGCUCGCUCCCUUGCUCGGCCUGAAAUUUUCCUGCUUUUACGCAACAGUGGUGACUAUGAGGAAGCUCAAGUUCCAUGAGAAGAAACUUCUGAAGAAGGUGAAUUUUCUCGAAUGGAAGAGGGAAGGAGGACACGGGGAAGCCCAUGUUAUGCAACGUUACCAUGUCACCGGCAGAGACGAUUAUAAAAAAUAUUCGAGUUUAUGCUGGGUGGUGCAGAAGCUUGUGAACAUGUUGAUGACAAUGGAUCCGAGAGAUCCUUUCCGUAUCGAGAUGACCGAUAUGCUCCUUGAAAAGUUGUAUAACAUAGGUGUAAUCCCCACUAGAAAGAGCUUGGCUUUGUGCGAUCGCUCAUCUGUCUCUUCCUUCUGCAGGCGCAGGCUAUCAACUAUAUUGGUUAAAUUGAAGUUUGCAGAACACUUGAAAGAAGCUGUUACAUAUAUUGAACAGGGACAUAUCAGAGUUGGCCCAGAAGCGGUUACUGAUCCAGCAUUCCUUGUCACCAGGAACAUGGAGGAUUUUGUUACAUGGGUAGAUUCAUCAAAGAUAAAGAGGAAGGUGUUAGAAUAUAAUGACAAGUUGGACGAUUAUGAUGCAAUGAACUGAGAAGAGUACAUGAGAAGGUUAUUCCCCUAACUUCCUGUAAGAAGAGAAAGUUCUCUUGAUAUUCAUCUGUGAAGGAUUUGGUUGUGACAGAGAAAGUUGGUCCUUGUUCUUGACCUUCGGAUGAAAAGUCAUGUUUCUUUAUAAAGAAAUUCUCUGUUUUCUGCCUCUAA
Nelumbo nucifera (sacred lotus) is the source of this 863-nucleotide messenger RNA. RefSeq lists its product as uncharacterized. The record is from RefSeq and is a predicted model, not a curated record. Lineage: Eukaryota; Viridiplantae; Streptophyta; Magnoliopsida; Proteales; Nelumbonaceae. Gene Ontology annotation, molecular function: snoRNA binding; rRNA binding. Gene Ontology annotation, biological process: ribosomal small subunit biogenesis; rRNA processing. Gene Ontology annotation, cellular component: Mpp10 complex; small-subunit processome.